Molecule: messenger RNA, 802 nt
Organism: Cynoglossus semilaevis (tongue sole)
Lineage: Eukaryota; Metazoa; Chordata; Actinopteri; Pleuronectiformes; Cynoglossidae
Gene: ppih
Product: peptidylprolyl isomerase H (cyclophilin H)
Exons: 9
Coding region: 129-662 (177 amino acids)
Biological process (GO): protein folding; protein peptidyl-prolyl isomerization
Cellular component (GO): cytoplasm; intracellular membrane-bounded organelle
Molecular function (GO): cyclosporin A binding; peptidyl-prolyl cis-trans isomerase activity
Source: RefSeq, a predicted model, not a curated record
CGUGAUUAGGCUCAACCCAGCUUCCGUAUAUCUCGAAUAUACAUGCGCUGUGUGAACGUUUAAAUCGUUCAUGUGCUGUUUGUUAAGUAUUGUGUUUUUUUUUUAGACUGGUACAAUAAAAAGUGGUGAUGUCUGUGCCUUCAUCAAAUCCAACCAACCCUGUGGUGUUCUUCGACGUUACAAUCGGAGGACAGGAUGUUGGGCGAAUGAAGGUUGAGCUGUUUGCUGAUGUUGUCCCAAAGACGGCGGAGAACUUUAGGCAGUUCUGCACUGGAGAGUUCAGGAAGGAUGGAGUGCCUAUAGGGUUCAAAGGUGCCGCAUUCCACAGAGUGAUCAAGGACUUCAUGAUACAAGGAGGAGAUUUUGUGAAUGGUGACGGCACUGGUAUCUGCAGCAUCUACAGAGGUCCAUUCGCUGAUGAAAACUUCAAGAUGACACAUGCAGCGCCUGGACUGCUCUCUAUGGCCAACAGUGGUCCAGGAACUAACGGCUGCCAGUUUUUCAUUACUUGUACAAAAUGUGACUGGUUAGAUGGGAAGCAUGUUGUUUUUGGAAAAGUCAUUGAUGGAUUGCUCAUAAUGAGAAAGAUUGAGAAUGUUCCCACAGGACCCAACAAUAAGCCCAAACUCCCAGUCCUCAUUUCACAGUGUGGAGAAAUGUGAUCAGCCUGUUCACGACCCCAGUGUAAACACAGCAGUGUUCAUUUACAUCAGUGGUUUAGAUCUUUGUCUUCUUAAAUCCCUUAUUUUACCUGAUCUCAUGCUUUGUGUUGUUAAUCAAUAAAUCAGUUUUUUCACUCUUU